Drosophila willistoni is the source of this 728-nucleotide messenger RNA. RefSeq lists its product as uncharacterized. The record is from RefSeq and is a predicted model, not a curated record. The transcript has 3 exons. NCBI's taxonomy places the organism in Eukaryota, Metazoa, Arthropoda, Insecta, Diptera, Drosophilidae. The coding region runs from base 136 to 672 and encodes 178 amino acids.
ACGAUCGCAUCUGUCAAAAUGUAAACUGAAUUCAAUGACCAUUCGAAAAUAAUGAUAAUAAUGAUUGCGAUUGAAAGACCUUUAUAAAAAAUAAUGAUGAUAACGAUUGUGAUUAUAAGACCUUUGUAAAUAAUAAUGAUUGCGAUCAUAACACGGGCCUACAAAUUGGGACUUGGACUCUUGGAUGCCGUGAUUUUCAAAAUGACAAAUGCCAAGUGCGAAACAUUCAACAAAUCGUGGGUCCUGGUAUAUAAUUGCCGCUUAAAGGCAGUUAGGCGACACGUAACUGUUUUGAAUAUUAAUAGUACCUAUUUGCAUCCGGUAAAUAAAUUGUCAGUUCAUGGUCAACUCUUCAAGAAAGCCAAUGGAUAUAAGCCAUGGCUAAUCAAUGUGACUUUUGAUGCUUGUCGUUAUUUGAGAAGGCCCAAUAAUCCUGCUGUUUCGAUGGUUUUUAAUCUAUUUAAAGAGUUUACAAACAUCAAUCAUAAAUGCCCUUUUUAUGGACCACAACUUGUUGAGGGUUUCUAUCUAAAGCCUGAAUUGUUGCGACUUCCUUUACCAACUGGCGACUAUUUAUUAGAAAUAACAUGGAUAUUUAUAGGCCACAAUAUUAUACGAACGUAUAUUUUGAAUUUGUUGAGGAUUUAUAAGCAGGUAAACAAAAUAUUAUGAAUUAUAAAAAAAUCAAUUAUAUAGACUAUACAAAGUAUCCAACCAUUAACAACUAA